AAUGAACUUCCUUUGUCUUCCUUUACCUCUACCGUUCCUGUGAUUGUUUCCUUACCUUCGUCAUCUAUUACUUCCGUAACUUCCUCCACUGCUCCUCCUAUAAUUCCUCCCCCCACUGUUCACCAUACAGAAGUGGGCUCUUCAAGUGGGGGUUCUACUAUGAGGAGCGUGACCAUUAAAGUUCGUGCCAACAUCAUCCUUUUAAGAAAGUCUGGGCAAGCUGAUACGUGGCUCGAACCUUUGAUUGGCCCCAUUGAGAAGGCUAAACUUGAAAGCUAUAGUAAUAUGACCCUCCUGAAUGAUAUUAUGCAUGCAAGUUUGAAGGCCAAUCUCAUCGGUACUGAACUAAUGACCCGAGUCUCCCUCUUGGAAAAACUGGCUCGUGACUUAGAAACGACUGCUCAUGACGCAGAAGAAGUUGCCCGUGGCUCUCAAUUGGAAGCCAACAACUGGAAGGGCCAGUUUGAAAGUGCAAAAAUCGAUAUGGAGAACUUGGAGAAGAGAAAAAGUACCUUGGAGAAGCAAGUUCAAGCACUAGCCUCUGAACUGGCAACGAUUAAGGCUACUUCAGACCAGACUAAGAAGGAAAAAGAGCGCCUUGAAUCUUCCUUUUCGGAACAGCUGUCCAAGGUCAAUGAGGAGAAUAGGGCUCUAAAGACUUUGCUGGCUCAGAAAGAGAUACAUACGGGGGAGCUAGCACAAGACCUUUCUCCGGCACAAGAAGAACUACGAGCUUCUGUAGACAAGAUUCAUGCUCUGGAAAAUUCUCACACCACACUUCAAUCAUCUUAUAGUUCUGUCCUAGCUAAGAAUGAAGUUGCUACAUGGGAGAAAGAUUAUGAACUUCUCAAAGAGUUAACCAAUAUUGAAGUGAGUUGGACCUUUUUAAAGUCUCAUCGUGACACCUUGGUGGAAAUGGGCCAAGAAAAUUUCAACCUUGAAUCUGAAUUAGCCAAGGUGAAUGAGGCUAUUGAGCGAGCACAACAACCAUAGGAUUUUUCAUCUCCCGAGGCUGGACCUUCUGUGACCGAAACUCCUUUGGUUGAGACUCCUUUGGUUGAAACUCCUAUGGUGGAGACUCCCGCAGUUGAAGUUCCUUUGGUAGAGACUCCCUCAGUUGAAGUCCCCGUGACUGUUGAAAUUGCCACGAGCGUUGCACCUUCCUCAAGUUCAUCCGUGCCUCUUGCUGCUAAUCAAGCUGAGACUUUGCCUGUUGAUGCUCCUACUGCUGUGAUUGAAGAUUAACCUUUAGUUGUUGAUGAUAUUGUUCCAGUUGAGCCCGCCGAUGAUCUUUCUUCAGUUCCUUCUUCUUAAUGAAAAAGUUUUUAUAAUUGUUUGAAAUUCCUUUUUGCAGGUACCAAUCUGGAAAAAUAUGUUUAAAGUUUUUGGUUUCUUGUGAUAAAUUUUUUUUGGAAUCAAACUCCUUGUUAUCAGUCAAGGUUUGAUUUUAGAAGUUCAAGUCCCCAAGUCUUGUUAAGGGGCACUUUUUUCUGUAUGAACAAUUCGACGACUAAGUUUUAUACUUAGUCUUUAGU
This is a messenger RNA of Nicotiana attenuata, 1535 nucleotides long. RefSeq names its product fibrinogen- and Ig-binding protein-like. NCBI's taxonomy places the organism in Eukaryota, Viridiplantae, Streptophyta, Magnoliopsida, Solanales, Solanaceae. The coding region runs from base 160 to 993 and encodes 277 amino acids. The record is from RefSeq and is a predicted model, not a curated record. The transcript is spliced from 2 exons.